This is a messenger RNA of Platichthys flesus (European flounder), 1217 nucleotides long. RefSeq names its product fibrinogen-like protein 1. NCBI's taxonomy places the organism in Eukaryota, Metazoa, Chordata, Actinopteri, Pleuronectiformes, Pleuronectidae. The record is from RefSeq and is a predicted model, not a curated record. The transcript has 8 exons. Gene Ontology annotation, biological process: regulation of immune response; negative regulation of T cell activation. Bases 1 to 1038 code for a protein of 345 amino acids.
AUGAGCAGUGAAUUACUGAUUGGAUCGUUUAUUAUGGGAACUCCGAGGACAUCAGUGGCCCUUCUUCUUCAGCUGGCUGCAUGCAUGGCCGCUCCGGUGCCGUGUGAGGACAAGGUGGUCAGUUUGAAAGUGGAGAUCCAGGGUCUGGUGAAUGUCAUCAAUGACCAGCACCUCUACAUCCAGGAGCUUCACAACAGCCAGGCCCAGCAGCUGGAGAACAUUCCCAACUUACACCUGGGUCCCGAGAACCUGUACAGAGACUGUUCUGAGGUGUUUGCAGACGGUAACGUGGCCAGUGGGCUCUAUGUGAUCAUCCCUGACGGCUCUCCAACUUCUCUGAGUGUUUACUGUGACAUGAGCAAUGGAGGAGGAUGGACCGUCUUUCAGAGGAGGAGAGACGGCAAAGAGAUCUUUGACAGAGAAUGGGUGGAGUAUAAGCACGGAUUUGGAGACCUCUACUCCCCCGAUGGAGAAUUCUGGCUGGGAAAUGAACCUCUACACUAUCUCACCUCCCAAGGAAACUACGACCUACACAUUGACAUGGAGGACUUUGAGGGAAAUCAACGCUUUGCAGAGUACAAGAACUUCAAAGUGGACAAUGAAAAGGACGAGUACCAGAUUCAUUUGGGAGAGUACACUGGGAAUGCAGGGGACGCGCUGGUUGAUGUUCACACUCCCCCCUCUACUGGGCAGAAAUGGACAGGACCAAGUGGGGUCAAAUUCAGUACCUUAGGUGAGCCGAACAACAGCGAUCAGGAAAAUAGCAACGCCCAGUGUAUCAGACACAGCAAGUCAGGCUGGUGGUUUAGCAGGUGUGAUUCAGGGAAUCUAAACGGCAAUUACUACAAAGGGCCAUCCCAAGCCAUGGCUGAGGACGAGGUGGUGUGGUAUACAUGGCACGGUUGGUGGUACUCCAUCAAAUCUGUAGUCAUGAUGGUGCGAGCUACUGACCUCAAGCAUCUACUGCCAGUCAUUGCACCUUUACUUGGGCAACUUGACAGCAUAGGCAGUGAUGUUGACGCUGCUCCUGGCCAAUAGGCUGAGAACAAGUGAGGAAACAGCGUGGGUCCACUCACUGGAGCUGAGAAACUCUCUUUUUUUUUUUUUUUUAUCUUUUCACAUUUCUUACAGGUGACAAACUGGGUGAAGACAGUGACAGUUUGACUUUGACCAUUGUAUUCAUUUCAUAAUUUGAAAUAAAAUAAUGUUGAUUUUAA